This is a messenger RNA of Dacryopinax primogenitus, 462 nucleotides long. RefSeq lists its product as uncharacterized. Bases 1 to 381 code for a protein of 126 amino acids. Lineage: Eukaryota; Fungi; Basidiomycota; Dacrymycetes; Dacrymycetales; Dacrymycetaceae. The transcript is spliced from 2 exons. The record is from RefSeq and is a predicted model, not a curated record.
AUGGAUGCACUCAUCCGGCUUGGAACAACCCUGCGAUCGAACUCUCUCCCAUUGAAGAAGGUGUACAGGAACGCGCAGCAUGAUUGGGUCGACUUCAUCGACCAUCGCUCUGGCGACUGGGAAUGGAAUGCAGCGAAGCGGGGCGAUGUGAAUUGCGUCAUGCCUAAGCUGGUCAAGCUUCGUGAUUUCAUCCAGGUCUGGCUGGAUGAGUGGAUGAAGAAACCCACGAUUGAAACGUCUGUUCUUACCUUCCUACCAUGUUGUCUGUGUCUUGCUGGCAUCCAGACGAGGUUCGCUGUCACUGUGGGCCAUCCAGACAAUAUUCAGCUACUCACCAAAGCCAAGCUGUUUGACUGGUAUGCGAGCCGUCUCGUCGAAUAGCAACCUCCUUCAAUAGCAUAUGCUUCCUUCACAUGUUUCUCUUUGUCUGUUUGUGUAAUAGGAGUGGAUGGAUCAAUGUUG